Molecule: messenger RNA, 732 nt
Organism: Verruconis gallopava
Lineage: Eukaryota; Fungi; Ascomycota; Dothideomycetes; Venturiales; Sympoventuriaceae
Exons: 1
Coding region: 1-732 (243 amino acids)
Source: RefSeq, a predicted model, not a curated record
AUGCGCGCGGAAACGAAAGCAAAGACCGGCGUCGCACAUCGAGGCGCCGAAGCUUGGCCACGAACCGAGGGAGCUCUCUCCGCUGAGCGUUUUGCCGCCCGAAAUCCGACAGGAGAUCCUGCUCGACGUGUUGGGAGCCAACAACGUCGCCUUCGCCGUCUACAACAGCACGUGCCUCGCCAGAUACGGACCGGUCUGGCCGCUGGACGGCUGGAGCGACGCGCAGAAACGGGACGCACGCAGGCAGGUGCUGAGGAAGCAGAUGCGGGAGUGCGGAUUCAUGAGAGCACAGGUGCGAGACUGGGACCUCGUCGACGAGCUGUUCCCGGGCGACCUGGACGCCGUCUUGGAUUUUUGCUGGGCGCGCCUGAUCCGGGACGCGGUCGAGAAGGGAAUGGUGGUGGUCUUGGACCGCAGCGAGCACUCGGCCCAAUGCCAUGCGAGAUGCCAGUGCCGGCAACACCCACCAGGCACUUGUUCGGCGUGCAGGCCGUGGACACGCUCGAAGAGCUCAUGGGAACCUCUCGAGUUGAAGCGAUUGUGGCCGCUGGGCAAGACGCAGCGUUCUAUAGGGAAGGUUUUGUACGCCUAGGAAACCAUGUUUGUUACAAGUCGAUGCUUGAAAAUAUGGAUGGGAGAGAUAAGCCAAAGGCCAAACAGCUGCAACAUGACCGGCAACAAACCCCAGGCGCCCCACGAAACGAUGUUCCCCCUUCUUUCAAACAGCAGUAG